CGCGUGCUGACCUGGGGGGCCGGGGCCCGGGGCUCUGCGGGCGCGCCCCGGCCUGAGUUCGCCAGGCAGCGACGGCCGAGAAGGCGUCCCUGGAGAAAACAACAGGUCCGCCGACCCGCGGGAGCGCGGCGCGGCGCCGGGGAUGCGGACGCCGGUGGUGAUGACGCUGGGCAUGGUGCUCGCGCCCUGCGGGCUGCUGCUCAACCUGACGAGCACGCUGGCGCCCGGCUGGAGGCUGGUGAGGGGCUUCCUCAACCAGCCGGUGGACGUGGUGCUGUACCAGGGACUGUGGGACAUGUGCCGCGAGCAGAGCAGCCGCGAGCGCGAGUGCGGCCAGCCGGACGAGUGGGGCUACUUCGCAGCCGAGCCGGUGCUCGCGGCGCGGGGACUCAUGGUCACGUCGCUGGCUACCACGGCCCUGGGGCUGCUGCUGGCGUCGCUGGGCGUGCGCUGCUGGCAGGAGGAGCCCCACUUCGUGCUGGCGGGCCUCUCGGGCGUCGUUCUCUUCAUCGCGGGCCUCUUCAGCCUCAUCCCGGUCUCCUGGUAUAACCACUUCCUGGCUGACCGCUCCGUCCUGCCCGCCCCGGACAGCCCGGUCACGGUGGAAGUCAGCUACAGCCUGGUGCUGGGCUACCUGGGCAGCUGCCUGCUGCUGCUGGGCGGCUUCUCGCUGGCGCUCAGCUUCGCGCCCUGGUGUGAGGAGCGCUGUCACCGUUGCCGCAAGGCACCCCCUGGCAGCCUGCGCCGCCCCAGCAUCAGCACCGUGUACGUCGACUGGCCGGAGCCCGCACUCACGCCUGCCAUCAAGUACUACAGUGACGGCCAGCACCAGCCGCGGCCCGCCGAGCUCGGCGCCACCAGCAAGCCCAAGGUGGGCUUUCCCAUGCCGAGGCCGCCGCCCAAGGCCUACACCAACCCGGUGGACGUUCUGGAUGGGGAGACGGCGGCCGAUUCCCAGGGCGCCUCCUCGCGCAGCACCCGGCCUUGCCACAGCUCCCUGCCCUGCGACUCCGACCUGUAGACUGCCCUUCCCCAGGCUCUGUCAGGACGAAGGACUCGCCCCACCACGGUCCAACUUGGAAGUUGUCUGUUACCUUUACGCUGGAAACACCUGGCUCGGAGUAGGAACGCGGGACACCAUUCCUGCUCCUGAAACUGGUUUGGAGGGCAAUCUUCCUUUCCUGUGGUAGACUCCUUGGACGAUUAGUUAAGGUUGGGUUUGGUUUUCUUUUUAUAGAAUUUAUAGAAUUUAGUUGUUCUCUCCAGAGGGAUCAGGGUCCUUUUAUAGAGUGAUAGACUUUUCAUACUUUUGGCUGAAGGCGAUAACGACUUUGCACCGUGUUGACCCGGGACAACAACAACAAAAAGUCCAAAUCAGCAAAGAGAGGUUCAAAAACCUCUAUUUUAACACCUUGAAACAAUACUUUGAAAUGCUGAUAAACUUUGUCGACAUAAUUAUUAUUUUUUUUCCUACUGUAUAAUACAUUUUCAUACAAACUCUCAAGAGUCCAAUGUAUUUCUAGCUAUGUUUGAAUGAGGCUCUUAAAAUAAACAUAGAGCCAUGCAAAUACCUGCAGCUUUAGUGGCUUUUAUGGAAUGAAAUAACCGGGUUAAUUCAUAUUUACAUUUCUUCAUGUAUAAAUAGGAUUUAUCUUUGUUAUCACUUAUUUUCGGUGUGAACGUUGAGGUCACCCCAGAGUUUUCUCUAAAAAGCCAGAAGGAGGAUGAAAGGACAGAUGCUAUAGGUUUUGUUCCUUGGCUACCUCACCCUACACGUAGAAGAGUAUAGAUUAAACAUUUGGAGCACAGUGGAACUUGUUCAUCACAUUUGGUUGAAGUACAGGUGUAUAUAUCUCAUUUAGAAAUAAAAUUUGAAAACGAGUUUCAGUAUACCCACAAAAGCUUUUUUGUCUCCACUACAACUUUCCUCGCAGUUUAAGCCUUCAUUACCAACAAUUUCCUGGCUGCCUAGGCACUGUUCCUGAAAUCUAGCACUCAGAUCUUUGCACCUCUUAGCAUAAGAUUACUAAAAGAUGCCAGUGGGCCCCACUUGAAUUCCUGACUGCUUUAUUUUCAGGUCCAUGCUGUUUUCUGUGCAAAGCCAGGUCUAUUGUUGAAAAAACUAGAAGCACCAGUUUUCACAUGAGGUGAAACUAGAAAUCUUUUCCUCUUGUGACAGUGGUGCCUAAAGUCACAGGUAGACAGCUCUGUGUCCCACGAGCAGAACUAAAUCUCCAGCAGGGCUGGCUCUGAUCCCAAGUGGUUGAUUUCAAGGUGCCGUUCAUUUAAGGAGCCUCAUCUUUAAAACCUGCUGUUGGGAGCCAAUUCAGAGGUAGGGACAAUCAGUUCAGUGAGUACUGAUAACAGAGCCAUAGAAGUAACUAAACAGCAGUGGAGGGGUAAUACAAUUUACUUCCUUUGCCAUUUUGUACUGGAAUUACCUGUUUCUUUUUCACUUGGGCAUCUUUUUCAAAUGCAAAUUCUGAUUCAGUGGGUCUGGAGAGAGGCCUGAAACUGAAUUCCUAAGAUCUCCCAGGAGAUGCCAAGUGGUUCAUGGCCCCCACUUGGGGCUGCCAGGUUUUCACUGGGCCGGUGUCUCACUCAAAUUUCAGCCCCAACAGGCAGCAUAUAAUCAGACCUUUGAGAGCUUGCCCUCUCGCUGAGUUAGGGGCCUUCCUCUAGGGAACAGAGCCAGAAUGGAAAAAAGGUAACACGGCUUUUUUCAGCUAACAUCUCAAAAGCAGAGAUUAGGCGCCUGACAGACAGGACCUAGCAGACAACAUAAAGAUAUUGGGUUUCUGGCAAGUAGCAAAUCUACUGAAUUUUUUCUGCAUCACAAUUCCAAAUAUUUCUAGGGAAACGAUAAAAAACAAACAAAAUGGUGUUUUGUUUGUUUUUCGUUUUCCUUCUUCCCCAAUUAUUCUCCACUGGCUUAUAUUCAAAACAUUUCCUCUCUGGUGAUUAAGAUUUGUUGUCUAGAGAACUCAAUUUUUAUCCUAUCAACAGAUAUAAACCCAAAACUCCCAUUAAAAAUACCAACUUCUUUCUGCUAUAAAAGAAAUAUUCAAGACAGCGUGGAAAGAGGCUCCUGCAUCAGGCCUGAUCUGUGUUGGGCCUGAGGGUCGACCCCCGCCACAGCGGCACCCACUGAGGAUGGGCUUGAGACUCACACCGCAGUGAAGGCACUGA
This is a messenger RNA of Rhinolophus ferrumequinum (greater horseshoe bat), 3189 nucleotides long. RefSeq names its product claudin 23 (gene CLDN23). Gene Ontology annotation, biological process: cell adhesion; bicellular tight junction assembly. The transcript has a single exon. The record is from RefSeq and is a predicted model, not a curated record. Lineage: Eukaryota; Metazoa; Chordata; Mammalia; Chiroptera; Rhinolophidae. Gene Ontology annotation, molecular function: structural molecule activity. Gene Ontology annotation, cellular component: plasma membrane; bicellular tight junction. Bases 143 to 1021 code for a protein of 292 amino acids.